UAAUGUGUCAUUAAUUGAAGCGCAUAUUUUUAUAAAAUUUAUGAAGCUAAAAUUGUUUGACAUCUUAAUAAUUAUAUCCUAUAGCAAUAAAUUUCAUAUAACAAAAUUAUUAAAAUCUUUUAUUAUAUGAGAAAGUCAGUAAAUGUAUGUUUACAUCAAUUUGUGUGUAUAAAGUAUUCUAUAUAAUAUAAUUCUAUAUAAUAUAAAUAAAUUACAAAUAACUUCACCAAUUCUAUUUGAAAGUAAAAUUUAAUUCAUGAACAUCAUCGUGACUCUGUGAAAAUAAGUAAUAUUUAACAAUGUUUAAAUCAAACCAAGAACCUGACAUACCUGCAGCUUUAGGUCUCUUGUCACAUUUAACAAACGAUGAACUGAAGGAAUUAUUAAACGACGAUUCAAAAUUUGAAGACAUUGUAAAAGAUGUAAAGCAGUUUAAAAAUUUAGAAACAGAAAAAGAAUUGUUAAUGGCAAGUAACACAUCUCUGGCAGAGUUUAAUUUAGCAAAACAGCCAAAAUUACAAGACAGAAAACAGAUGUUAAAGGAACUCAGUGAAAAAGGAAGUAAAUUAUGCAUAAGUGUAAAAGAAAAACUGGAUGAAAUAAAAAAUAAGUCUGGAGAAAUGACUACUGAUACUGCGUUAGAUUUAUUGCAAACAGCAGCAGCUGAAAUUGAAGAAGAAUCAGAAACUAUAGCUGAAAAAUUUUUGGCUGGAGAUAUGGAAGUAGACGAAUUUUUAGAGCAAUUUUUAUCACGACGAAAAUUAAUGCAUCUACGCAAAGUCAAAGUAGAUAAAUUAAGGGAAUUAAUAAGAACAUCACAUACCACUGCUAGUGGUUCUGGAUACCCAAUAGCUAGUAAUUUUCGAAGUAUAGCACCUGCAAUUCCUUAUCCAACUGGACCCGUUUCAAUGCCAAUGCCUGUAUCAUCUGGCUUACCACAUUAUAGGCCGUAUUAAAUUCAUUUGAAUAGAACGUAAAUUUAAAGUAGUUAAGUUUUUAAAUAUUAAAUUUUCACUAAUAUAUAAGAAAUAUGUAAUUUUGAUUAACAAUAAUUUUAAGUGAAUAGAAAAUACAAUAAAAUAUUGUAUAUUUAAGUGAUAUUCAGCUAUCAUAUUAGAUUUUGUAAUGUUAUUGUAAUAUAUUAAAAUAAAUUUCAUUUUCUGAAAUAAAUAAUAUCGAAAUAUACAA
Frieseomelitta varia is the source of this 1188-nucleotide messenger RNA. RefSeq names its product vacuolar protein sorting-associated protein 37B-like (gene Vps37B). The transcript has 4 exons. Lineage: Eukaryota; Metazoa; Arthropoda; Insecta; Hymenoptera; Apidae. The record is from RefSeq and is a predicted model, not a curated record. Gene Ontology annotation, biological process: ubiquitin-dependent protein catabolic process via the multivesicular body sorting pathway; protein targeting to membrane; protein targeting to vacuole. Gene Ontology annotation, cellular component: ESCRT I complex. Bases 300 to 956 code for a protein of 218 amino acids.